Molecule: messenger RNA, 1650 nt
Organism: Chelmon rostratus (copperband butterflyfish)
Lineage: Eukaryota; Metazoa; Chordata; Actinopteri; Chaetodontiformes; Chaetodontidae
Gene: timm13
Product: translocase of inner mitochondrial membrane 13 homolog (yeast)
Exons: 3
Coding region: 98-385 (95 amino acids)
Source: RefSeq, a predicted model, not a curated record
CGAAAACUUGCGUUAGCUAAAUCUAGCAGCAGUGGUGUGCACGUGCACUGAAAGCAGGUCCACAACGCUAUAGAUUUCGGUAACGGCUCCGGUAGAAAUGGACGGUUUCGGUUCAGACUUCUCAGCCGGUGGCUCAGGUGGUAAAGUGGAUACCGGCACGAUAAUGGAGCAGGUUAAAGUCCAGAUUGCGGUGGCUAACGCACAGGAGCUGCUGCAGAGAAUGACAGAUAAAUGCUUUAAGAAGUGCAUAGGUAAACCUGGAAGCACGCUGGACAACUCUGAGCAGAAAUGUAUCGCCAUGUGUAUGGACCGGUAUAUGGACGCCUGGAACACUGUGUCCCGAACAUACAACUCCAGAUUACAGAGGGAAAGAGCUCGCAUGUGAACAUCCCUCUUGUCCCCCUUCCCUUCCUCAGGCUGCUGCUUACAGUGAGGAAGAGCACAGUGCACCACUGGAGGCCAGCAGCUGUGCACAGGUGUGUCACCGUAGCAGCACACCAUCAACUUCCAUCACAAUACCUCACGGACAGGCACAGCAGAGCCUGUGGACUCUAGCCAUAACAAUGUCUCUGUGGACAUUUUCAUUUUGCGCUGAGGAACAGUUCAGUAACAAAGUUUGAUGAUUUUUGUUUUUAUGUUAUAAAUGAUUAAUCUUCUGGUAACAAGUCAACACACAUUGUAAAAAGCUUAAAUUUGGACCCACGUGUCAAUAGACGUGGCGGUCAAAGCAAUUGGAAACUAAAUCGCCUGAGAGAACGUAAAAGUGUGAAUGUGUGUGUAUGUACGUGUUAGCCCCUGGUGAGCUCUCCAGGGUGUACCCCAUGUGUUGUGCAGUGCAUGCUGGGAUAUGUUUCAGCCCCAGGCAAGGUGGCAAUUUUGAAUUAGUCAACUGCAGCGCUAUGGCUUUGUUUUUUUUGGAGCAAGUAUUGUAUUAUAUUAUUUGUUUAAUACAGUGUGGCUUCAAUAGAAACACUGACACCUUCCUAUCAUCAGACUAAGGUUGAAUGUGUGUUGUGUUCAAGAGCCUCUAUCAGGACACAUGAAACUGAGAACUGUAAACAGUCUCUCAUUCACUACAGUUGCUCCUUUACAACUGUCAGCAGUGUGCCCAUGCUUGUUGCCCAUUGUCUUGUCUUGUCUUGUGUUUGUGCUCAGAGAGAGACUAAAUAUUUGUCCUUAGUAAAUAAACAGCACAACCGGAGCCCUUAAGGGACAAGCCAGCUUUUCCUAAACAUGCUUUUGACUCUAAAAGACCUACUUAAAAUCACCAGGAAGACUUGAGGAGCAACUUGGUGUUUUCACAACCGUGAACCUGACAUUCACAAGCCUCCAAACAGUCCUAUAUCAAAGUACGCCUGGAGAACAAAACUGUUUUGUCUGACCUGCUUUCUAGUUGUCACCCUAUCUGCCGCCCUCCACAGUAGUGGGCUUGUUUCAGCAGGGUCUGCCUUGCUGUACACGGGGUACUGAACCUUUCUCAGCUUUGUGUGCACGGUUUGUCAAAGUCUGGGAACCACAGUUGUUUUUUUUCUAUCCUGAUGAGCUUCUGUAGGGAAGUAAGAGCCAGGAAAGCCUGUGAACAUUCUUUGCAGUGUGAUUGUGAGAAAAUGGAAUGGUUUUCAUGUAAAUCAAUAAAUCUUGUCAAUCAGA